Prunus armeniaca (apricot) is the source of this 423-nucleotide messenger RNA. The record is from the annotation of a GenBank genome assembly. Lineage: Eukaryota; Viridiplantae; Streptophyta; Magnoliopsida; Rosales; Rosaceae.
AUGGAUGUGAAGAUGGCGUUCCUCCGUGGAUAUUUAAAGGAUGACAUCUGCAUGAGUCAAUCUCAAGGGUUCAUUGAAGCAAGUAAAGGAAAUCUAGUUUGUAGGUUGAAGAACUCUUUGUAUAGACUCCAACAAUCUCAAAGACAGUGGUACAAGCGCUUUGACACAUAUAUGUUGCAGAUUGGGUAUAGAAGAUGCGAAUCAGAUUGUUGUGUGUACUCUCAUGUGUUCAAGGAUAGGACGAUCAUCUUGUUGUUACUCUAUGUGGAUGAUAUGCUAAUUGCAUGUCAAGAUAUGUCAAAGGUCCAAGAGUUGAAGAGUCUACUUGAGAAAGAGUUUGACAUGAAGGAUCUUGGUCCCGUACAAAAGAUCCUAGGAAUGGAGAUAAGGAAAGACCGAAAUUUGGUCAAGUUGUGGCUGUAA